Molecule: messenger RNA, 1104 nt
Organism: Dothidotthia symphoricarpi CBS 119687
Lineage: Eukaryota; Fungi; Ascomycota; Dothideomycetes; Pleosporales; Dothidotthiaceae
Exons: 1
Coding region: 1-1104 (367 amino acids)
Source: RefSeq, a predicted model, not a curated record
AUGAGAUGGCAGGGGCGCAAGAAGCCAGAAGCGAAGGCAUCGAAAGAUAAACAACUAAAAGCCAGUGAGCGGCAAGCGAAGGCUGAAGGGGAUAUCACGGCAUCUUCGUUACCUCACGAACUGCAGCAGCUCCUGCUGAAUAUCUUCAAAGAUUCAUUCACUGAAAGACUACAAUCGGAUUUUACCCCGCUACUACAGGAGUUGAAAGGCCACUUGUUCAAUCGCGACUUCGCAACCGCCUUCGGCAGGAAUGAGUACCUGGAUAUGUAUGCGGCGAGGUGGAGUCCCAGCCGAGCGUUAGGAUACUUGGAUGUUUUGUGGGAUUUGAAAGAACAUUUUCACAUCGACCAGCACACUGCCACCGAGGGUCAAGAGCAAACAGAAACAGAAAGUAAAAACUGGAAGGUCGUUUGUCUUGGUGGUGGAGCCGGCGCCGAGAUUGUGGCUUUGGGCGGACUUAAAAAGUUGCUAUCAACAGCAGACAAGGGACAGCCUGGUGCGAAACAGAGAACGACGGAAGUUAUCGCUAUCGAUAUUGCGGAUUGGACUUCAGUCGUCGAUAACCUCGCCGACCACGUCACAACACCGCCUCCACUCUCCAAAUACGCAUCUGCCGCCGCUCAAGCUGCCAAUGUCGCAUUGAUCGAUCCAUCUACUUUCAAAGUCUCACCCCAUCAACUGGACGUUCUCAACACCAACUCUAGUGCGCUUGCACCGCUCCUCGUAGACGCCACACUCGUAACGCUGAUGUUCACACUCAACGAACUUUACUCUACCUCUCUAUCCCUGACUCAAGGAUUUUUGCUAAGCCUGACGACCGCUUUGCCCGCUGGUGCUAUGUUGUUGGUGGUUGAUAGUCCCGGUAGCUACUCUACCAUCAGCUUGAACGGUGCGGAGAAGAAGUAUCCCAUGCAUUGGUUGUUGGAUCACACACUGCUAAAGGAGGCUGAAGGCCGUAAGAAAGAGGACGACAAUGGUGAAGCAGCAAAGUGGGAGAAGGUGCACGAAGACGAGAGUCGGUGGUUCAGACUGGAUCCGACGCUCAAAUAUCCGAUCGAACUCGAGAAUAUGCGCAUGCAGCUACACCUAUAUCGGCGACUCUAG